AUGGCCACCAAUUUCAACGACAUCGUGAAGCAGGGCUACGUGCGCAUCCGGAGCAGGAGGCUGGGGAUUUACCAGAGAUGCUGGUUAGUAUUCAAAAAAGCUUCAAGCAAAGGGCCAAAGAGGCUGGAGAAAUUCUCAGAUGAACGAGCUGCUUACUUUAGGUGCUAUCACAAGGUCACAGAGCUCAAUAAUGUGAAGAAUAUAUUACGAAUGCCUAAAAGCACAAAGAAGCAUGCUGUUGGGAUUUAUUUUAAUGAUGACACAUCAAAAACCUUUGCUUGUGAGUCAGAACUUGAGGCAGAUGAGUGGUGCAAGGUGCUGCAGAUGGAGUGUCUUGGAACCCGAAUUAAUGACAUUAGCCUUGGAGAGCCUGACUUGUUGGCAUCUGGAGUAGAGAGGGAGCAGAGUGAGAGAUUCAAUGUGUAUUUGAUGCCAUCCCCUAAUUUAGAUGUGCAUGGGGAAUGUACCUUGCAGAUAACAUUUGAGAAUAUCUGUCUUUGGGACAUCCAGAAUCCCAGAGUAAAACUCGUCUCUUGGCCAUUAAGUGCCCUCCGACGCUACGGGCGGGACCCCUCUUGGUUCACGUUUGAAGCUGGGAGAAUGUGUGACACAGGAGAAGGACUAUUCAUCUUUCAGACCAGAGAAGGGGAAGCAAUCUAUCAGAAGGUUCAUUCAGCUGCUUUGGCCAUAGCAGAACAACAUGAGCGCCUGCUGCAGAGCGUGAAAAGUUCAAUGCUUCAGAUGAAAAUGAGUGAGCGAGCAGUGUCCCUCAGCGCCAUGGUGCCCCUGCCCCGCAGUGCCUACUGGCAGCACAUCACGCGACAGCACAGCACCGGCCAGCUCUAUGGUCUGCAAGAUGUUUCUAGCCCAGUGAAGCUUCAUCGCACAGACACUUUUCCAACCUACAUGUCAGACCAUCGAGGGGAACAAAACCAACAAGCCCUCCAGUGUAUCUUUUAUAUCUUGUAGCUGGACAGAGAAAAAAUCACUCCCUAAAUAUUUCCAAAUGUUUUUGUAUGAUAGGUAUGUUGUAAAUAAAUGAGCCUCUUCCUGUUGUAGUGUGGUUCCAUUUUGUCUGUUACAUCUCUGUGUCCCCUCAUGUCAGCUGCUGUUGGUUGUAAUGCUUCUCUUUAGUUAUUUACAUUAUUGUUCAGCCUAAUCCUUGACCUUUGAAAUGGUGGCCAGUUUUAAGCAUCUAUUGGAUACAAAUUUUCCUGUUUGAAACCUGAUGAAGACUUGAUUGAUUUCUUUUAAAAGCACCCUCUCUAUCUUCUAUUUUCUGUAUU
Molecule: messenger RNA, 1286 nt
Organism: Indicator indicator
Lineage: Eukaryota; Metazoa; Chordata; Aves; Piciformes; Indicatoridae
Gene: DOK5
Product: docking protein 5
Exons: 9
Coding region: 1-969 (322 amino acids)
Biological process (GO): cell surface receptor protein tyrosine kinase signaling pathway; positive regulation of MAPK cascade
Cellular component (GO): cytoplasm
Source: RefSeq, a predicted model, not a curated record